Messenger RNA from Malassezia restricta, 1326 nucleotides. Its product is annotated as enolase. NCBI's taxonomy places the organism in Eukaryota, Fungi, Basidiomycota, Malasseziomycetes, Malasseziales, Malasseziaceae. The coding region runs from base 1 to 1326 and encodes 441 amino acids. Gene Ontology annotation, cellular component: phosphopyruvate hydratase complex. The record is from RefSeq and is a predicted model, not a curated record. The transcript has a single exon. Gene Ontology annotation, biological process: glycolytic process. Gene Ontology annotation, molecular function: magnesium ion binding; phosphopyruvate hydratase activity.
AUGAGCAUCCAAAAGAUUGAGGCUCGCAUGAUCAUCGACUCGCGCGGCAACCCUACCGUCGAGGUCGACCUGCACACGGAGAAGGGUCUUUUCCGUGCUGCCGUGCCAUCGGGUGCGUCCACGGGUGUGCACGAGGCCGUCGAGCUGCGUGACAAGGACUCGAGCAAGUGGGUCGGCAAGGGUGUCGACCAGGCUAUUGCCAACGUGAACAACGUGAUCGCCCCUGAGCUGAUCAAGUCUGGCAUUCCUGUCACGUCUCAGAAAGAGAUUGACAACUUCCUGAUCAAGCUGGACGGCACCCCCAAUAAGGGUAAGCUCGGUGCCAAUGCCAUCCUGGGUGUUUCGAUCGCUGCUGCCAAGGCUGGCGCUGGCGAGAAGAACGUGCCACUCUACAAGUACCUUUCAGAGCUGGCCAACACGGGUGCCCCCUACAUCCUGCCCGCCCCUGCUAUGAACGUGAUCAACGGUGGCUCGCACGCCGGCAACGCCCUGGCCUUCCAGGAGUUCAUGAUUGUGCCCACGGGUGCCAAGUCUUUCACUGAGUCGAUUCAGAUCGGCACGGAGGUGUACCACACGCUCAAGAAGGUCAUUAAGAGCAAGUACGGCAUUGACGCUACCAACGUCGGUGACGAGGGUGGCUUUGCUCCUAACCUCCAGUCGGCUGACGAGGCGCUUGACCUGCUGGUCGAUGCUAUCAAGAUGGCUGGCUACGAGGGCCGCGUGAACAUCUCGCUUGACGUCGCCAGCUCGGAAUUCUACAAGGAGGGCAAGUACGACCUAGACUUCAAGAACCCCAACUCGGACCCAAGCAAGUGGAUCACGGGUGCUCAGCUCGCCGACAUCUACAAGGGCUACCUCCAAAAGUACCCUAUCACGUCGAUUGAGGACCCCUUCGACCAAGACGACUGGGAAGCCUGGUCGGUACUGCGUGAGACCGGCGUUACAAUCAUCGGUGAUGACCUGACGGUCACGAACCCCCUCCGUAUCAAGACGGCCAUCGAGAAGAAGGCGUGCAACGGUCUUCUGCUCAAGAUCAACCAGAUCGGCACGAUCACCGAGUCGAUCCAGGCUGCUCAACUCGCUCAGUCCGACAACUGGGCUAUCAUGGUGUCGCACCGCUCCGGUGAGACGGAGGACACGACGAUUGCUGACCUUGCCGUCGCCCUCAACGCGGGUAUCAUCAAGUCGGGUGCCCCUGCUCGUACGGAGCGUGUGUGCAAGUACAACGCCCUUCUCCGCAUCGAGCACAUCGAGAAGGACGCUACCUACGCAGGCAUUGAUGGCUUCGUGCGUAACCACGAGGCUCCUAAGGUGAUCCGUAAGUAA